AUGCCUCCUCAAACAAAAUAUGCUGUGCCUCCUAUUGAAACAACAGGCUUUAGCGUUUUCGUACGUACUGCAUAUGCAGCAAGAUAUAAUUUUGCCGUUGCAAAUUAUAAUGCUGUAUCCACUACUCAAAAAUUAAGUAUGUUUGGUAACCGUUUACUUUUAUUUCGAGCUAUUGUCGCUGUUGUUUGGAUAAUAUCCAUAACUUUUGCAAUUCUUACUAUAAUUAAACCUGGAUUAGUUGCUGUUACUAUUGUUUUGAGUUUGAUAUAUAUUGCAAUAUCAAUUUAUAAUAUACAUGUAUUUGUCAAUAAUAGUAAUCUUCUACAUGCAACACGUCUUUUACGAGCUAAAGUUGGCGGACCAAGUGGUCAUGAUUAUGAAUGGGUAUCUGUACCACUUGAUUCACGUAGUGCAAAUGAAAGAUUAUCAUCUGUUGAGCAAUCAGCACUUGAUAAUGUUCGAAGAGAAUUCGGAGGAAAUAAUAAAAGUGAAAUUGAUUGUAUGGUGUAUACAAAACGUUAUGCUGAUAUAUAUCCUGUAUUUCCUAAAGAACUUCUUUUACAUUUCAUUGCAUUUUUAAUAGCAAUUAUAAUUGGUAUUACACUAACUGUAGUUAAAGCAAAGUUUUUGUGA
This is a messenger RNA of Rotaria sp. Silwood2, 633 nucleotides long. The record is from the annotation of a GenBank genome assembly. Lineage: Eukaryota; Metazoa; Rotifera; Eurotatoria; Philodinida; Philodinidae.